This is a messenger RNA of Rhopalosiphum padi (bird cherry-oat aphid), 4607 nucleotides long. RefSeq names its product myocardin-related transcription factor A-like. The transcript is spliced from 10 exons. The record is from RefSeq and is a predicted model, not a curated record. Bases 719 to 3574 code for a protein of 951 amino acids. NCBI's taxonomy places the organism in Eukaryota, Metazoa, Arthropoda, Insecta, Hemiptera, Aphididae.
UCCGCGUCCGACUGAUGCCGAGCGUGCUCGACGUCCCCGGGACCACGUUACUAUAACGCAUACGGCCCGCAGACGCCGAAACGCCAGCCUACCCCGCGUACAGUGCAAAACCGAUGUAAACAGUUUUUUAUUUUCUGACGAACGAUCGCACAUACAAUUACAUGACAAAACGGGCAUACUUGCAUAUAGAAACACUCAACCACAAUAGGUACACACACGCACGCACAAAAAGAAGCCGAUAACAAGUUUUGGUCUUCAUGAUUCGUAGCCAGGAAAAAACGUAUUCGAAUUUUUCGAUUUUUUCGCUCGUACUGUUAUACACGUAGGUAUAAUACACACGCGUAAAUAGUUGAACAAUAAUAUUCUGAUAAUAUUUUGUUGAUCACACGAAAAUUGAUCGCUGUCGUCGUAUCGUAUCGUAUCGUAUCUUAUCGCGUCGUAACGCAACGGUGUGUCGUGUGUGUACUAUUUAAACUAACGUCGCCAAAACCUCUUUUCACCCCGUCAUUGGGGUGCCUGAAACCAUCCGCCGAUGAACGCAAACCCUUGGGGUUGGCUUAUCGUUGUCGUCGUCCCGACAUAAUCGCCAUCGGAACCGGCGGAGGUACGGCGGCGGUCCCGGCGGUCAUCGGCGGUGAUGCGCGUGGUGGCGAGGGGCACGUGUUAUGGGAGGAACGGCGAGCGUGGAGGUCGUCUCCCGUAGAGUCACUGGGUCAUUAUGCCGGUCAGCAGCAGCACAGAGGUACCAGAUGCCAAAUGCUGUUGUAAACACUGUCAAGAUCGCGGCCGCGGUGAGCUGUUUUGGAAAAUUCAGCUUGACCAAGACCUGGUGGACACCAUUUCGUCAAUUUACCCCGAGUGGUUCCGCCAACAACAGCAGCAGCAGCAGCAACAGCAGCAGCAGCAACAGCAACAGCAGCAGCAACAGCAGCUGCAGCAACAGCAGCAUACCAACUCGUUGACCAUGCAGAACAAUAUUUCACAAUCGUCUCCGCCCUCAGCCGAGGUGGACGAAUCGCCGUUGCAAAAGUCUAUGGACAAAAACAAAGAGUCUCUCAAAGUCAAGUUGAUGUUGAGGAGACCCAUUAACCAAUUGGUUGCCCAAGGAAUUAUGCCCUGUUUGAAAAGCCCACCAGCCUUCCAUGAACAACGACAAAAGUUGGAGAGGGCCAAGAUGGGCGAUCUGUUGAAAGCCAAAAUUCAACAGAGGCCUGACAAACAGCAGCUGGUCAGACAGCACAUAUUAGAGGACGUCGGUGACGUUGACCGAUCAUUAGCCGAACGUCAGCGCAUGUUGGUCAAGUGUCGUUUGGCCGAUUCGCUAAAUACCCAACUAGCACAUAGGCCAGGUCCUUUGGAAUUGAUCAAAAAGAAUAUACUUCAUACAGACGAGCCUAUUGAAAGGGCCGUUAAAGAGGGUCAGAUCGAAUUCAAAGCCACCAGCGAAGGACAAAAGGUCAAACCUGAACUCCCCGAUCAGUAUUUGACUUUAGACGAGGACUCUCAAAGUUCGGGCGGUGCUGGAAGUUCGUGUUCUCCGCCUCCGCCACCACCGCCUCCACCACCACCGCCACCAACGGUAGCGCUGACCCACAGGCCAGCGUAUGAUAUGAUAGAGACAGCCGCUGCCAACGCAGGUAUUGUCACCUUAACGUUACUACCUUCACCCUUGGGCUCGUCCACGUCCAGCUUGUCACCAAUGAGUUCUGUUGCCUCACCGCCACCCCCUGCGCCUCCACCAAUGCCUCCGUCAACUCUACCGCUACAGGUGCAUGGGCAGCAGCCGGCACCGGGUAAGGACAAAAACCGAAAGAAAAGCAAAAGUAAGUCGCAGGCGAAGACCAGAACGAUCAAGUUCCAUGAGUACAAAGGUCCACCAAGUGCGCAUAAAUCGCAAAAUUUAAAUGCCAAUUCGGCUGAGACCUCGUAUGAAUUGCUUUUGCAGCAGCAGCAGUUGUUCUUACAGUGGCAACUCGAAUGGCAACAAAAAUAUCCUCAACUCAUACUGCCCGCCCCACCACACAAAUCGACCUCAUCAAUCGUUGAGCAAUCUUCUACUGUAUCGUCGUCGUCGUCUUCAUCGUCUUCGCCGUCGUCUGCGCAAUCUUCUGCGUCGUCUACAGCGUCCGCCCAGACCAUCAACAAUCUACCGCAGAUUAUCGAAACCCGUUCAUUACGAAAUCUCGAUGAUUUAAAGGUGAGUGACUUAAAGGCUGAGCUGAAGAAACGUAAUUUACCCGUGUCUGGGCCGAAACCACAGUUAAUUGAAAGGUUACGAUCAUUUGCUGAACACAAUUCGGACUUGUCGAACAUGAUACUAUCACCCAGUAGUCAUUCGAAUCCAAACAGUCCUCCGCGGUCGUCGUCCACGCCACCACCGCCACCUCCUCCACCCCCACCACCACCCUUACCAUCACCGGGAUCCCAAAAUACGCCAGAAGAAGACCGCAUCAUACGGGAACAACAGAGGCGCAUAGAACAGCUACAAAAACAACUACUUAACUCCCAACUACAGCUUCAACAACAACAGCAAACCAGGGUACAAACAUUCCAGCCUCAUCAGCCGGUUAAUGCGAAAGCAAAUCUGGCAGCCUUCCUUCAGCAGCAACAGUUGAACCAACAACAAAAACAACAGAAACAUAUGAUCUUGACGACGAACAACAAUAAUUCAAUGAAGAAUAAUAACAACAAUCUUGAGACAACCAAACGGAGGAGCAAUACAAUCGUAUUGGACAAGGAACAAGCGGCAUCGAUUUUGAGUCAGUUAGACCACAACAAUCAAAGAACAACUUCUCUGCCGAAUUUUUUGGGUACGUUCGUUCAACCCAACCUGACUACCACCAAUAUCAACAACAACAACACUAACAUUAACAACAACAACAAGCCGACAAUUACAGUCGUUCAGACCCCCUCCGGGUUCCACAAAGUGGUGGAUGACGACAAAAUCGACGUUCCCAUGGUAGUAGAUGACGUGAAAUUGCAGCAACAAACCACCGUAAACUUGCCAUCGCAGCAGCAGCUAGUAGAGAGAGUUAUUGAAUCAUCGUCGGAAAAUCGACACCAAGACACGUUGGAAAACAACAACCAAAGUCCAAAACAGGAGGACGUAAAACCACCAUCACCAUCGUCGUCUCCUUACAUCGAUAUUAACAGUCUGCCAAUGGUGUUCGACGACACUAAACUGUUUCAAAACGACCAUUUGGCUGACACUUGCCGGCAUAAUGUGUCCAAAAGUCAGAUGAUGGACGACGUCCUGGAGAUAUUGAUCAGGAACGGCGAGUUGCCCGCGUCGGCGGCGCACGAUCAGACGUCUGCGGGAUCCGGAGUCGAUAACUCGGUGGUAAAUGCGGCAUCCGACUUCGAUAUACACAUGGACGAUCCAUUCGCUAUGGACGUGGUGUGCAACGAUGACCUAAUGAUGGACGUGGAUACCGACUGGCUCGAUUCAUUGGAUCUGCCACCACCAUCAGCUGAACCGCUGGCCGACCUGUUCAAUGGUGAAGCCGCCGACAAUGACUUUAAACUUCCUGCCAAUAUGGACUUCCUGUGGGACCGAAUAGACUUCGCGACGUAAUUUUACUUGUAAAAUAUUAUUAUAUCGUCGCUACGUAUGUGUACACGUUUACUUCUAUAUACGUGCGUAUUGCGCGCUAUCGUUAUCGCCAUUCCCCUUCGUCUAUUUUUUCUCUGUUUCUUCAUCUCUUCUUCACUCGUCUGAAAAUUCUCGUCCAACGUCAAUAAAUCAAGUAUGAAGUAAACUAACGUUUGUUUACAUUUACCAGUCAUAUCAUCUCGAGUCGAUUGAUCGUGUCGACCGAUUUGUAUAAAGAUUUAAAAAAAAUUAUUACAUUUUAUUUAAAUAGUUAAAAACAAUAAUAAAUUGACGAAAAAUUAUUAUAUGCUCAUUUAUUUACCAGGGUCGUGUUUACUUAAGGAAUAUUUAUUUAGAGAAAUUAUAAAAAUACAAAUAAUUUUUCUUUCUUUUUCAUUGCUCAAAAUUGUAUAAUUAUUAUUUAUUUUUUUUUUUAACAGAAAAUAAAAUAAUAAAAAAACUAACCCAUUAAAUCCAUUAUCUGUGGUUUACAUUCCUUAAUUUUUAUUUAAAAGAUUAAAAUAAAAACGUCCGGCAUAAUGAUAUAUAGUGUUUAAUAAAUAAACAAAAAUAUUAUUUUAAAUAUCGUAUUUUAUUUGUAAUAAGUAUCUUGUACAUAAUAUAAUAUGUUUGUAUUAAACUAUCUUUUUUUAAAUAUUAUUAAGUAUUACUAAUUUCAUAGUUAAAUUAUAUUUUUAUUUAUUUUUAAAUAAGAAGUAAUAAAAUGACAAAAAAGCGGUUGAAAAACGAUAUACAUAAUUAUAAUAUCCGCUUAACCAAUGAAUAGGUGCUGAAUAGUUAUUAAAAUAGUACCAUAGUAUUAUAUUGUAUAGUGAGCGCAUGUGAAACGGCAUACGGCACACCUAGUGCCGUCAUUUACCUCGAUGGGCUGUGCGUCGUACCGGGCGAAAACAGAAUUAUUAUUAUAUUAUUUUUUUGUUUUUUUUUUUAGAAAAUAUUUUUCUCUCAAAUGUAUGUAUUAUACAAAUAUAUUUAUUAACCUUUUCUCAGCGUC